Phycodurus eques (leafy seadragon) is the source of this 3298-nucleotide messenger RNA. RefSeq names its product anti-Mullerian hormone (gene amh). The transcript has 7 exons. Gene Ontology annotation, biological process: gonad development. The coding region runs from base 54 to 1628 and encodes 524 amino acids. Gene Ontology annotation, molecular function: growth factor activity. NCBI's taxonomy places the organism in Eukaryota, Metazoa, Chordata, Actinopteri, Syngnathiformes, Syngnathidae. The record is from RefSeq and is a predicted model, not a curated record.
GAUAACAGUGUGAUGCUCAUGCAGACCGCAGAGUGCAUUCGUUACGCAAAAGCAUGUUGCUGUGCAUCUUCCGCCGUGUUCUGUUGAUGCUCUGCUGGACCGGCUGCUGCUGCUGUGCGGGCCUGCCCGACUCUCCUGGAUGGCAGCCGGAAGCCACAAUGACAGCGACUAAGAGGCCGGUGGCUGCCGAGGAGGCAGGAGAGCGCAGCCCGACUCCCCUGCAGACGCACUCGACGGCGGUUGCCCUUGUGCCACAGAGAAACGCAGCGUGCUUCCUGGAAGACACGCUGGCCGCCAUGCGAGAGGCUGCGGAGGACGACGGGCAACUGACGCUCGGCGGUUCCACCUUAUUCGGAAUGUGUGCGGUGUCUGGAAAUCUCGCAGUGUUGUUGGACCUAGCAAAGGACGUAAAGCAAGGAGGUGUAAUUGAGGUCCUGCAUCCCUCUGAAGUGUUUUUGGUGGAGGAGGCUGGUGAAGCACUGAUGCUCAACUUUGGCAUCCCGCAAUCCCCUUUGCUCCAACACAAUCCUCUGCUGCUUUUGGCUUUGGACGGUCCCGUCAGUGGAGGCGACCCGGACCAGAUCACCUUCACCAGUCGGUCUCUGCAGCCCAACACACAGGUUGUGUGCAUGUCAGAAGGAACACAAUAUUUUCUACUGACAGGACAAGCGUCAACGGGACACCAAAGAUGGAAGCUCUCUAUUGACACAAAAUCCUCUCAUAUGAAGAAAAGGAUAAAAGAGCUCCUUAUGGGUGGAAAUACAAGAAGAAGCAGCGUGACACCAGUUCUUCUUUUCUUACGUAAAGAAGACACCAGUAUCAAAGUUCCCAGCUCAUCCCAAACGCUCUCCUUCUUGUGUGAGCUGCUGCGCUUCCUGAGAGACAUCCUGCCUCAGAACCGUUUGGACUCUCCUCCGCUGAGGCUGGACUCCCUACAGGUUCUCCCCGCCGUCACGCUGGGCCCGUCCUCCAGCGAGUCCGUGCUGGCCGAGCUCAUCAACUCGUCGGCCCCCACCAUCUUCUCCUUCACGGGUUCCACGUAUCACGUCCACCGGGGGGAGCUGGCCAUGCCCCCCGGCCUGCUGGACCAGCUCCGUCAUGGUUUGGAGCUGAACCUGGUGCAAAUCAGGGAGGUUCUACGAGACAAAGACGACGGCCAGAGGAGCAUCAAGAGGCUCCAGAGGCUAUGGGAUCUCUGCGCCUUUCCCAAGGUGGACUUGGCAUCAGGAGAAAGCCAGUACUGCGCGUUCCUCCUGUUGAAGGCCUUGAAGACGGUGGGUCGCGAGAUGUUACCGCAACUGAGGGCCACCCGUGCGGAGCCCAGCCCCGUGGUUGGGGAAGCCGCGUGCCGCUUGAAGAGCCUCACCGUGUGCCUGGAGAGUUUCCUGGUGGGUCCCAACACGGCCAACAUCAACAACUGCCACGGCAGGUGUGCCUUCCCGCUGGUCAACACCAAAAACCACGCCGUGCUGCUCAACUCGCACAUCGAGAGGGGCGACGUGGCCGAGCGGGCGCCGUGCUGCGUGCCGAUAGCCUACGAGCCCCUGGAGGUGGUGGACUUGAACCAAGACGGCACGCAUCUCUACACGCACCCGGAUAUUGUAGCAAAGCAGUGUGGGUGUCGCUAAAGCCAAGGCUACUCACAGCCACAUCAUUAGGGAGAACCACUAUUUGAUCCAAUACAACAAAUAUGAACAAAUUGUUUAUUGUAUAAUACACAAACUGACAAUCUCUCUGACAAUGUCAUUCGAAAUGGAGCAUUAACCUUUUUAAGGCAGUACCUUUGUAUUGGAUGUCAUUAGACUGUGCAGGUAGACCUAAUGUUGCGACCAGUGAGCGUCUGCUUCACUCGUUGACCACAAAUGCAGUUCUCUUCAAGGGUUCUUCUAUUCACAAAGUCCCGAUGACACUGGUGCACAUAGGAACAUGUCGUAGCCGUCCAACCACUUUGUAAAAAUACACUGUAUGUAUAAAUAUAUUGGUAUACAGUAUAUAUUUAUAUAUGACAAAUAUAACAACAACAACAACAAAAAUGUCCCUAUCAGACGAAAAUCUAAAAAUCCAGGGAUGCGUUUUUUUGUUGGACAGCUACAGUGGUUAAACAUCUUUCAUACAGGGUGUCCCAAAAGUCACUCCGCACUUCCUUUUUUCCCCAUUUUGUUUCAGAUAUCAUUUGGACAGGCAUGAGGCCAAAAAAGCAUAGGACAGCUUCGGCUUUGCAGUUUUUCAAGCAUACUUGCCCAUGGCUCGCCAAUUGACAAACUGAACUCUUAGAGCAGGCGUUUGGGCAAAGCCAGGGAAAGUCUAUCCGGAGGUUUGUACAUGAACUCUGCAUCAACAAACGUCAGCGUGGGGUAAAGCUUUAGCACACUCAGAAGCGUCCGCUGAAUCGAGCGUUUGUUGAUGCUGAGUUCUAGUUCAGGUCUACGGAUAGACCGUCCCUGACUUUGCGGAAAACGCCAGCUCUCGGUGUUCUGUGUUUUCACCAGUGGUUGGAGUAGCAGGCCUUCUGCUGCGCGGUUUGUGAAAAACAAAUCCUGUUUUGAGAAAUUUGCCAUGGAUACAUAGUAGUAAAUUGUGCUACGCAUUGAAGCAUCAUGGCGGCCAUGACGCUUCUCAAAUUGGCACUGAACUGCAGUAGGGUCCAGAAAAAGUUCUUGCAGGCAACGCUGCGUCAGUGUUAAGUGGCAGGCCGUGGGCAAAGGAAUGAUAUGCUUACAAAAACUGUAAGGCCUAAGCUGUCCAAAUGAUAUUAUGCUCCAUUAGUCUUCACUAAACUCCCCUUAAAUGCAUAGUAUGCUAUGUCGUUGACAUGGGACGUGUGCAUUUUAAAACUCGUUAAUCCUAAUGUAUCGGUCCAUCAUUGUUUAGUGGUUUUAGGUUUCAGGACGGCUUUACUGCCGAUGGGCUUUUUCCGUCUCCUUAUGGCUCCAAGUUCUUCAGAUCCCCACCAUGUCAGGAACUUGUCCCACAAGGAGAUCUGGACAAGAAAGACAUAAAAACACUGUAAGUUCCAUUUCUGGUUUUAUGAUUAUCAUACUGUUUCUCUUUGGCACCACGAGUACGCCACUAUGUUGGUGACAAAAAAAAAUGAGGAGGGGGGGGGGGGGGGGGGGGGGGGGGCGAAGGCAAAACACACUUGUCAAGUUUGAACCCCAAGUUAAUUUUGACUCUUUGUUGUCAAGCAUGCUUUUUCCCAGAACGUUUAAGGCCGCAUUGCGCCACUUUGGGAGCAUUUGAAUCUGGCUGGUGUGCCUGCUAAGACUUUUCACUCCCUGAUGUAAUAAUAAAGUCAUUA